AAAACGUAAGUUGCCCGGAUGUUUAGUAUUUAGGAGAAUUUGAAGAAUGGCGUCAACAUAGUCAUGUGGAUUUGAACAGAAGUGUUUGCAAAUAUGAUCGAAAGUACUUCAUGAAAACCUAAUCAAAUGGAGAAUCACCAAGGUAAUGCUGUCUACCCUGCUCAGCUGGCGAUGGACAACCCCAUCAUUGUACUUGGUUUGGAAACUGGACAGGACAAGCCUGGUGGCGGCGACAAGGAUGACGGUGUGAGGAAGAGUGUCCGAUGUAAGCGACCACCCCAGUCCUUCUCACCAGGCCUGGAGAGUGCUACGGGGGAGCGUUACAACGAAUCAAGCAAGACCAAGAAGCUGAAGACAAAGUCAGCAACUGCACCAGAUCGACCCUGCGAUCUCAUGCCAAAUGGUGAUCCUUUUCUGUGUGACCUGUGUAUGUCCCCAUAUGUCAUCAACAGAUCUCUGAAACGUUCUCUCAAAAAUAAAAGGUCCAAACACAACCCUGCUCCUCGUAACAAGAUGGACCCUCUUACUGGAAAGAUUCUGAUGCUUUGUAAUGCAUGUAGUAUAACUUUUGAUAGGCCCCGAAAGCCUAGAAAAAUAAUUCCCAUGCCAACUGCAGAAGAGAUGGAAAAAAUCCUCAAAGGUGCAAAAGAUUUUGGCAAGAAAUUGGUUGUAAAAACGAAUAGACCAGAAGCUGAGAGAUUAUACUGCCCAGUGGUCAGGCCUAAAGCUUGUGGAUGUUUACAGAAAUACAUCAUUGGUGAUGGUGGCUCAGAUGAGUUUGAUAUACGAGCUAAAGCCAUGAUUGACCUUUUAAUGAAGGCAAGGGAACUCAGUGCAGAGAAGUGUUACGCCAAGAAGACUGAAUCUAAUGGAAAGGGAAGAAGUUCCAAGAAUCAAGGUGUAGGCAUAGGAAAUGGACAAAAGCGCUCCAAGGCUUUUGAAGACUUUGUUCUCACUCAGAGAACACACCUCAAGACUGACCUGAAGCUGUGUGAGAGGGCUGUUCAAAAAGUUCUACUGUACUCCAAUAACUUUCUACACAAAAAGCUUGUCACUGAAAAGAGUUUGUGUCGUGCUAAGCCAGUGAAUGGAAUGGCCAGGAAGGGCCUCCUACAGCCGUUUGAUACCAUUUCCCAGACCCGGUGCUGUGUGGACAACUGUGUGAUGAUGGCAAUCACUCACAAGAAGCUGCUUCAGGAUUGGAGGGAUAGAGCUAACAAAGGCCAAUCAGAGCACCGGAGAGUUAUCGCUGAGAUGCUGACGCCAUCUGCUGGAGCAAGGACUAACUGUUAUACAUUCAUUACUUUGGUUACGGGGGCAUCCCGUAGCACGAUUGUCCAGGUGAGUCAUCAGAUGAAGCAGACGGGCGGUGAGAGGGAGCCACCUACCCAUGGAAUGAAAAAGUUCUGGCAAUCCAAUAGCCAUCGCAAAAGUACAGAGGCGAUGAGUCUGACCAAAGUUCCCUCCCAUUUGGGAAAAACUAGUACCAAUACAACCUUCACUCAUUCUGUUGCUCCAGCCUCUAAACAAAGUGUUGUAGCAGCAUCCUGCAAUCCUACCACUACAACUUCAAACAUCGUUAUCCCUGUGUCUGUGAGUGGCACCAGCUCAGGGACAUCCAGUUUGACAGUGCAGCGACAACAGCUAAUGCAAAUACAGCAGCAGAUGUUUGAACAACAAGUACAGCAGCAGCAACAACAACAUCUUCUACAGCAACAACUGCUGCAGCACACCAUUAUGCAACAGAUUGGACAGGCAACUGAUGGAAUGCCGCAGAAUCUUCCCAUGCUGCAGACUAUGAUAGACCAGUUAAAUGUACAGAUUCAGAACACACAACAGCAGCUGCAGCUGCUGAGAACCAUGAACAUGAUUGGAUCACAGCCUGCUGGCAGUGGGACCACAGGAUCAUCCCAAAAUAUUUUAUCCGCAGCUGAAAACACCAGUGUCAUAGACUCAACAUCUCAUGGUAAUUUUCUUGCUGUGACUUGUAACAAUGUGGAGACAGUUCCAAUUACUCAUUCAAACUUGCUUCAAAUGUGUGGAAGCAGUGAAGCAGGACCUACUCAUCCCACUCAGCAACAAUCCAAUGUUAUGAACUCAAUCAAUGUCAGUACAAAUCUCCAAACAGCUGAUCAAGGUGGAUUCCUUCAAAACACGAACCAAAUCUUAUCAAAUCUUUCACCACAGGAUCAGCAGAACAUCCAAUUUUUCAAUCAGCUUUCACCGUCACAGAUGCAAGGCCAGACACAUGGUAACGUAAACAAUUCACAAAAUUAUUUCAACAAUUUAUCAAUGCAGAACAGUGGACAUACGAUCAUCCAAGUCCAGCAAUCCCCAGCAAUUCCUCCAUCACAGCAAACACAAUACGUUCAAACAUUUCUCCAAGGACCACAGCUCCAGAAAGGACGAGCUAGUUUGAAUGAAAGUGGUUCAUCCGAACAAUUUGUUAUCCAAGCAUACCCAAGCAUGAAUCACAGUGUUCAAGAAAUCAUUGCAAAAAGUUCACAGAAUAGUGUACUGAUACAGCAAUUAAAUACUCCUGUAAACCAAGGCCAGCGCCUCACAGUACCUCCAUUACUGCUUGUGAACCAACAGCAGGUUGAUUGUGGCGAUGGCCUUCCGAGUGCAUCUCACCUGAGUAAGGAAUUGUAUGACAUCUCUGAAAGUGGAUUUCAACAACAGUCAAACCGUAUAGAUCCUGAACACGGUUUAUUAAAUACUCCUAUCUUGGAUCUUGCUCCAGCUAUUGUAAUGCCUUUUGUAGGUGUUUCAGGUCAGCCCAAUACAGAAAGUACACACAAGUCAACAAAUGUAACUGGUCAGCCCAUCACAGAAAGUACACACGAGUCAACAAAUGUAACUGGUCAGCCCAUCACACUUGGAACAGUGUGCAUGACUGGUCAGACUGUCACAGGAAGCAGUCUCGAGUCAACAGUUGCGACAGAUCAGAUCACCACAAGAACAAUACAGUCAACGACUGUGAAUGGUCAAAGUAUCACUGAAAAUAAGCCUGAACCAGUGAAUGUGACUGGACAGACGACUAGAGGAAAUUCAACACAGUCAACAAGCAUGACUGACCAGACUACUACAAAAACUACACUGGAAACACUGGUAAUGACUGAACGUACCACUAAAGGAACUACAUCGGAAUCAACAAUCCUGACUGAGAUGGGAAGUACUUUGGAGUCAGCAAGUGUAAUUGAUCAAACCACCGCAGGAAGUACACCAGGAUCAACCAUUGUGACUGUGGUAACAUCUGUUUCUGGGGCUAUUCCAUUUUGUCACGUUCCAGUUACAAAUGGUACCCAGUCUGUUAUUUCAAGUGGGCUUGUUACAUCAAUUUCGGCAAAAGAAAGGGAUUUAGUGCUUGGUAGCACUUCAAACAACCAAACUGGUUCUUGUUAUACCUCUACUUCAAGUAUUUCUAAUCCUUCGUCGUGUUCGGAUUCUAGCUUCCUGCACGUAUCUCGUACGUUGCCAAACACCAACCGAUUCCAUACGUCGCCCAAAAGUGCUUUCCAUACACCUCAGAAACUUGAACUGGUUACCUGUAGCAGUAGUGAUGUUUGUACUCCUCCAACAAGUCGAAUGAAAUGUCUGCCAGUUGGAAAUUCACAAACACAGAAUGUCAAAUUGGCAAGUUCUGUAUCGGGGAAUUCAUAUCAGAGUGCGACCAUAGAUUUCAUUCAUGAUGUAUGUGUACCAAAUGCGUCGGUGACCUCUCUCUCAACAUGUAAGUCCAAAAGUAAAUCUGCGCGUCGUAGCCAGACAACUAAGGUUACACAGAGUCGAUUCGCGACUUCUGCUGUACCUACUGCAACUGUUGUGCCGUCUACGCAAUCGGUUACAGCCACAUAUCUAUCUGUUCCUAUGAUUCAAGGUAUACAAAGACCUGAUACACAUCCAUCUAAACGAAGCAAGGUCAACUCCGCCAAUAAACAUUUAGCAAUGAUCCCUGUGUCUGCCAAUCAGCAAGCUGAAAACUCCACAAUUUUUCUUCAAAGUAAUGAUCCUGAAACACAAUCAUCAAUACCAGAAAACAACCAAUCUUCACGGCAGAAUGUAACUAUUGAAAGUGUAGAAAAAGUGAAACAUUCUGCUGCGAACGUACAUGCUUUAACUGAGAAAGGAACACAGAACACAAUAGCUGAUGUUACUCAUACGACAACAGACACAACUAGACCAAACCAGGUGAUGUCGGCACCUAUAUCUCGGACCAAGAGGACAAGUCUGCAGGUUGUUACUUCCAUUUCACAAGUCACUCAAGAUUCCAUUAACUGCAAUACCUAUGCUCCUACCAAGAGUCAUUCAGUUUGUUCUCAUAAAAUAGUCAAUGCCCCUUAUCCCCAGAAUUCAAUCGUGAAGCUUUCCCCAAAAGGGUCGAUAGGUACUACUGUAGAAAAAAAAGCAUGCUCUGUCAGGCCUACUACACCAGUCACAAAGACAGUAUCUGAUACUUCCCAUAUGCUCCUCAACUUUUCCGGCUUGCAACUACAGAACGUGUUGAGUUCUGUACGUCAAAGCGGAAAUGAUAAACAACAUCCUCCAAAUAAGACGGCUCGAACGCAAAGCGUUUCUGUAUCGACUGUCCAUAAGGAGUCGCACGAGACACCUGUUGGUGACAGUAUUCAUCCUAUGAACUGUACUUUGGUAAUCAAUCAGGCGCAAAAACAGCGUGAGGUGUUAGGACCAGGACAGGGCCAGCAAAUCAUUGGUCAGAUACAACCGAUGCUGCUGAACGCAGCUAACCACAGUCGUAAUAUGUCUGUCUCGGCAAGCGCAACACAAACGUUAGUAGAUUCAAAGAACAAUGGAGACCAAAGGACACAGUCGAUAACACCUUUGCCGUUAGUACCUAAUACAACUUUUACUAUUGAUUCAGAAACUUUGAUGAGGUUAUGCCAACAGGCAGCAUUGCCACGUUCACCAGUUGUCAGCGUCGAUAUGAAUACACAAAUGAACAUAAACCUGUAACAUGAAUCUACUGGUGGCAAAGCUGUCUUCUUGUACAAACUCAUUUUCAUGACGUGUGUAUGUUUGAAUGACAACAAUGUCUUUGUCAAAUUUGCUGUUGAUCUUUUAAAAUGGUUUUGUUAUUCUCACAA
Mizuhopecten yessoensis (Yesso scallop) is the source of this 5105-nucleotide messenger RNA. RefSeq lists its product as uncharacterized. Lineage: Eukaryota; Metazoa; Mollusca; Bivalvia; Pectinida; Pectinidae. The transcript has 14 exons. Bases 127 to 4974 code for a protein of 1615 amino acids. The record is from RefSeq and is a predicted model, not a curated record.